CCGCCAUCUUUUGGAAAUUAGAGAGUACCGUUUCCAAAUGAGGAAGCGCACAUAUUCCAGUUUGGUGCUGCUAUACAUGGAAAGGGCUGAGGCAGGUUUUAGCGAGAAAACAGUGGUCAACAUAGCCAGAAGGAGGAGGCGUUUCGUUUAUUCUUACGCUUCAGUCACUUCUAGAGAACUCCCCUGUCAGUCUCACUCAGAUCUGUACCCUCCUGUACAAGCAAUACUAAAAGUUGGCUCUUUAUCAUUGGAAAUUCAUAAUGCGGUUGAACAAUUUGUGUUCCGUUGCUGGUUAACAACCCAUGAUAAAAACCUCAAGGAGAUACUUGCUUCUUAUGGAAGACUACAGUUAAAUUUGACAAGGGGUUCUAGUGAAUCUAGUUCUCUGGUGGAACAACUUUUGGACGUGGUUACUCGUGAAUUGGAUCUUGGUAGUUCAUCAACUUCUGCAUCAUGGGGUGAUACAACAAAGGAUGAAAAGUUAGGGGCAUUGAACAGCUAUCAGAAUAGCUUGGUUGAGCUGGCUGCACAUGUGUUCUACCGGGCAUGUGUCAAUACAUCUAGACCAUCACUGUCAGAGAAACGAGCUCGUAGGCAACAUAUUGCGAUGCGUAUGGUGGAUGCACUAACUGAAGGAAAAUGGCUAUGACUUUGGGAGGAUGCCAGUAUGAGACGUUCUUAUGAUGGUCUACUAUGGACUUUGAGGAGUUUGCAAGGGCUCUCCUCUGGUUUGUUACUUCCAGAUACUACUAUGGACAUAUCGAAGUCAUCUGCUUCUCAAGUGAGGCCGGCCUUGUACUUCAUUGCAUGUUACUUUUCACGUAUGGGUUGCCAGGGAAACCUGCAAGAUGAUUUACAUCUUCGACGAAAUCUUCUUAGAGCAGUUUGUGCCCCUCUAAGCUGGAAGGUUCGUUUGACUCUAAAUGAGAGAAUGGUUCAGCUUCUACCAGCAGCUGCUUUUUCCCUAUGUGCUGGUUUCAAGACUUCACUUCCAUUACCUAAGGAACAUCUUCCAACACCAUCUGAAUGGGAUGUCUGUGAACAGAUAGAUGAUGUUGAUCUAGAAAGAAAUUUUGGACUCUUUGAAUGCUCUGUGGAGGCUCUAACAAGAGUUUGCUCAAAUUCUAGCAAGAUCUCUGGUUGCCAAGUUCCUGACGUGAUACAACUACCUCUGGUAUUAAGGGAUCCAUUGCUUCAUGACAUGGAUAUCUAUUUUCUUAGCAUUACUCCGGAGGUCAAGGAGAAAGGACCAUUGUCUGACAUCUUUAUGGGAUUUGCUCUGUUGUGUCAUUUUAUGCAUGGUUCUUACAUCGCAAGGAAGGGUAAAGGAAGCAGUUCGUUCUUCUUAAAGGCAUGCCAGUAUUUGUUAGAAGGCCUGGAUCAUGCUGUUGAAGCAGUUUCAAAGAGCCUCAACGAUCUUCAAAGGCUUGGUUCCCUAGGGUUUGGCUCAGAUUUUAAUGAGAAAGGUUCUGUAAUAGUUUCGUUGAGGUCCCUUACUCAAUCUCCUGUCUUCAGCAACGGAAGAGACCAAAAUCUUCUUGGCGCUAGUUAUGAUGCUGUAAUUCAUUCCUUAGAGAACCUUUUGCGGUCUUUUGCUAAAGUCUAUGGAGAAUAUACUGAGCACGCAUGGAAUACACAUUCAGACACUGUACCUUCUAAAUCGUUUGCACUUGAUUCCCCAGAAGUUGGCAGGAUUGUGGAUAUGGAUUUAGAUUUAGCUGAAGACACUAAAGAGAGGGAUAUUAUAACUGUCGGUGGAAAAGCUGUACCUGGCCUGCCCGUUUCUACGGGGAACUGGAAGUUGGGCAUGGUGCUGGAAAAUAUACUGUAUCAUCUAUGCAAGCUUUCAUGCUUGACUUCUAUGCCGAAGGUUGAUGAUUUGGUUAUUUUCUUGGAUGGCAUGCUUAGCACACCAGUAAAGAUGAAGCGUAACUGUCUCAAUAUAGUCACUGCUCUGCAUGUUUUACUUCAUACUUUAUCAUCCUCGAGGAUGGAUUCUUCUGGAGUUGGAAAAAGUUGUGGUUUGUCUCUGAAAGAAGGAGAAAGUUUUCAGGUCUUUGUCCAACUUGGCGCAGUGGUGAAUAAAGUUUCUGAAUUGACAAUGAUUGAGCGACUUUUGUUGAUGCUAAAUGACUCUGAUUAUCGAGUGAGGUUUGUCCUGGCAAGACAAAUUGGGAUUUUAUUCCAGACGUGGGAUGGCCAUGAGGCAUUAUUCCAAGAUAUUUGUUCCAGCUUUGGUAUUACAUUAGUAACCUCCUCAAAGGAGAAACUAGUUACCGCAAAGGAUGUUUUGGCUGCUGGUCCUCAGCCUCGCCAAAAAAUGGAGACUGUCAUCAUUACUCUUAUGCACCUUGCUUAUCACAGUGAGAACAUAGAGUUGCAAGCUGUUUUUAUGAUGUGCGCUGUUUCAGCUAUAGAUCCCUGUCAGAGGGAAUUAAUCAUUGCCGCACUUGACAAUCUAUCAGCACAACUCCAUUACCCAUCUAGGUUCAAGUAUCUGGAAGAACUCUUGGGCCCGAUCCUUUUUUUCUGGAUUGCAUGUGGUGUCAGUUUAGCUGGCCUUAUUGAGACAAGCCAGCUGUUCAUUCCAAACGCUGAACCGAAAUAUUUCAUCCACUUUUGUUCCCACUGGCUGCUUCCAGCUCUUCUAUUGCAUGAAGAUCAUACUAACCUUGAAUGGGUAGCUAAGAAUUCAAUAUUGUAUGUUGGUGAGAUCAGCGAGAGUGAGAGGGACAAGCUGAUUAAACAGAAUAUGGUGUCUAUUGUUAGUUUUAUUUUAUCAUGCGCUUCGUCUUCACCAGAACCUCCAGUUCCUGCUUUUUCUCGUGAUACUAUUUCACUUGCAGUUCAAACAGUUGUGGAUGGUUUUCUGGAAACCACUGAUUAUCCUAAGAAUGCGGCCAUCACUGACAGGAUAAACAUUUUUCGCCCGGAUAGAGUGUUCAUGUUCAUUACAGAAAUGCACUAUAGAAUGUCAGCUGCAUGCCAUCAUCGGCAUACGCGUCAUCAUUUGGCCGCUCUUGAAGAGCUUACAAUUCUUCUUGGUCAUAGAGCGUCAGUUCCAAGUUCCUUAAAUUACAUAUUCAAUCUUGUUGGACAAUUUAUCGGCUAUCCCUCACUACAAGACCAGUGUUGUAGUAUAGCGUCCUGUUUACUGGAUUUGUUCAAAAGCAAUCCGGCCAAAGAAAUUGUUAGUGUACUAGGUGACCAACUCCAGUUUUUGGUCUCAAAGCUGGUUACAUGCUGCAUUGAUGCUGAAGCAGAUAUCAAAAUUUCUGGUUCUAAGUCAUCGCAACUCGUUAAUUUGCUACACAAGCUAGUUGUUAGUUCAGAUUCUUCUCUUGAUGAAGAUAUCAGAGAUUUGGAACCACUCCCGGAUUUAAAAAUUUUCCAAGUCAUUCGUGAAUCACAUAUCAAGAUAUGUGAAGCAUAUUCUCCGAGGAAUCAUCUGUUGAAGUGUGCUCGAAGAUCUUGUUAUCUUCCACCAAGAUUCCUUUCCAGGAGUCUCCAAGCACUGCAUAACAAGCUCAUAGCUUCUGAAGUUUCUCAAGAAGACCCAAAUGGAGAAACUGCAGAAACAUUUUGGCAGUCUGAUGAUGAAAUUGUAAAUGCUGUUUGGACUCUUGUCCGAGUGUCUGCCUCGGAUGAAGCAGAUAGUAUGAGACUUUUGGCGUCUGAUUUCCUUUCCAGGGUUGGUAUUAGGGACCCCCACACUGUUGUUUUCCAUCUUCCUGGGAAGUUAGUCUCCAUGCCUGAUCUUCAAGUUAUUGGCCAUAAUACUGGAUCAAAAGUGCAUGGUAGGGGCGUGAACCUUGACAUUGUGGAAAAGAUCUUAUUGGAUAGCCAAAAGCAGUUCAAAGCUGAGAACUUUUCACUGGAGACGCCUGAAGUGUGGUCCACAGAUAAUAAAACCUUUGAUAGAUGGAUUUGCCAGCUUGUGUACUGUAUGAUCGCUUUAUGUGAGGAUGUCCCAAUAAGGUUAUGCCAGAACAUAGCAUUGCUGAAAGCUGAAAUAUCUGAGCUUCUAUUCCCUAGUGUUAUUGUUAGUCUUGCGGGACGAAUAGGGACGGAUAUAAAUUUACAUGACUUGAUUACGUCACAGAAUUCAAGAUCUUGUUCCACAGCUGCUAAGAUUAGAGAUGUGGAAACUGCACCAAAUGGAAUGGCAGCGUCCAAAACUACUAAUUGGGAGAAGGUUUAUUGGCUUUCCAUUGAUUAUCUUGUUGUUGCCAGAUCAGCAGUAGUUUGUGGUGCAUAUUUGACCGCCUCCAUGUAUGUGGAGUAUUGGUGUGAGGAGAAAUUUGGCAAUCUAAGCCUUGGGGAUCCUGAUUUUUCUUAUCAUGAUAAGUUACCGGAUCAUGUUGAGAUACUUGUGUCUGCAAUAACAAGAAUAAACGAGCCUGACAGCUUAUAUGGGGUUAUACAUUCAAAUAAGUUGUCUGCUCAAAUAAUCACAUUCGAGCAUGAGGGAAACUGGACUAGGGCACUCGAGUAUUACGACUUGCAAGCACGUUCACAGAAACUGGUGGUGCCUGGUAGCCUUUCUGAAAAUCUAGAGGUGGAACAAUUUCAGCCAACAACUAGUACAUGGAAUUCUGUUUUUGGUGAAGGAGAGGUCCAGAGACAACCGUUCAAAGGACUCAUUAGGUCGUUGCAGCAGACAGGCUGUAUGCAUGUCCUGGAUUUGUAUUGCCGAGGCUUAACUUCCCGAGAAGGAUGCUUUCAGUAUGAUCCAGAGUUCAUCGAAUUGCAGUAUGAGGCUGCAUGGCGUGCAGGAAAAUGGGAUUUUUCUUUACUUUAUCCGCAAACUCAUUGCCAACCUCUGCAACAUGCAAAGAACAAUAAUUAUCAUGAAAGUUUGCACUGUUGUUUGAGAGCAUUGCAAGAAGGGGAUUACGAUGGGUUUUAUGGAAAACUGAAGGAUGCUAAGAAGGAGCUUGUGUUGUCCAUUUCCCGUGCAAGCGAAGAAAGCACUGAAUUUAUAUACUCAACAGUAGUGAAACUUCAGAUUCUUCAUCAUCUUGGACUAGUUUGGGAUCUUCGCUGGACAUCUUCGCAUCAAAGUGUGCAUGGCUAUCUAGUCAAACAGAUGGCAUGCGUAGACCCCAUGACUCCAACAAUGGAUCAGUUGUCUUGGCUGAAUAAGGAUUGGAACUCUAUUAUUACGCAAACUCAGUUGCACAUGAAUUUGUUGGAGCCAUUUAUCGCGUUUAGGCGAGUUCUUCUCCAAAUCUUGGGAUGUGAGGAAUGUACCAUGCACCAUCUUUUGCAGUCUGCUUCAUUACUUCGCAAGGGAACAAGGUUUUCUCAUGCAGCUGCGUCUCUGCAUGAGUUCAAGUUUCUCUGUGCAAGAAGUGAUGGACAACAACCCGUUCCAGACUGGCUUGGAAAGCUUGAAGAGGCGAAGCUAUUACAUGCCCAAGGGCGGCAUGAAGUUUCCAUUAGUCUUGCAAACUAUAUUUUACAUAAUUAUCAAUUAAAAGAAGAGGCUUCAGAUAUAUAUCGUGUGAUUGGAAAGUGGCUAGCAGAAACCAGAUCUAGCAACUCUAGAACAAUUUUAGAGAAGUAUCUCAGGCCUGCAGUUUCGCUUGCUGAAGAACAGAGUUCCAAGAUCUGCAAAAGAUUGGUAGAUAGACAGAGCCAAGCUUGGUUUCAUCUGGCUCAUUAUGCAGAUGCUCUAUUUAAGAGUUAUGAGGAAAGACUCUACUCCAGUGAAUGGCAAGCUGCAAUGCGGCUACGAAAACACAAGACGAAAGAGUUGGAGGUGCUUAUUAAACGGUUUAAGAGUUCAAAGAAGGCGGAGCAAUCUGACUAUUCACUGAAGAUCCAAGAUCUGCAGAAGCAACUAACAAUGGAUAAAGAAGAAGCAGAAAAACUGCAGGUUGACAGGGAUAACUUUCUGAAACUUGCAUUGGAGGGGUAUAAACGUUGUCUGGAAAUUGGUGACAAGUAUGAUGUUCGAGUGGUAUUUCGGCAAGUAUCCAUGUGGUUCAAUCUUGCCUCCCAGAAAAAUGUUAUUGAUAACAUGUUGAGCACCAUUAAAGAGGUUCAGUCUUACAAAUUUGUACCCCUUGUUUAUCAAAUUGCUUCAAGGUUGGGCAGUUCCAAAGAUGAAUCAGGAUCUAACAGCUUUCAGUCUGCACUGGUUUCGCUUAUCAGAAAAAUGGCCAUUGAUCAUCCAUACCAUACAAUCUUGCAGCUUCUGGCUUUGGCAAACGGUGAUCGUAUCAAGGAUAACCAACGCAGUAGAAAUUCUUUCGUGGUUGAUAUGGAUAAAAAGCUUGCAGCAGAGCAUCUCCUGCAGGAUAUAUCACAUUAUCAUGGGCCUAUGAUUAGACAAAUGAAACAACUGGUAGAUAUCUACAUCAAGCUUGCAGAGCUUGAAACAAGGAGAGAGGAUACCAAUAGAAGGGUAGCGCUACCAAGAGAAAUUCGUAGUGUGAAACAAUUAGAACUUGUACCUGUAGUGACUGCUACAAUUCCUGUUGAUCGUAGCUGCCAAUACAAUGAAGGGUCAUUCCCGUUUUUCAGAGGUUUAUCAGAUUCUGUUACAGUGAUGAACGGUAUAAAUGCUCCAAAAGUAGUUGAAUGCUUUGGUUCUGAUGGCCAAAAAUAUAAGCAACUUGCAAAAUCUGGCAAUGAUGACCUCAGACAAGAUGCUGUUAUGGAACAAUUUUUUGGACUCGUCAAUACCUUUCUACACAAUAACCGAGACACUUGGAAGAGAAGAUUAGCGGUGCGCACAUACAAGGUUAUUCCUUUUACUCCAAGCGCUGGUGUUCUUGAGUGGGUUGAUGGCACAAUUCCACUUGGAGAUUAUCUUAUAGGAAGCUCAAGGAGUGAGGGCGCUCAUGGUCGUUAUGGCAUUGGAAACUGGAAAUAUCCCAAAUGCCGAGAACAUAUGUCGAGUGCGAAGGACAAGCGCAAUGCCUUCAUGGAUGUCUGUACAAACUUCAGGCCUGUCAUGCAUUACUUUUUCCUUGAAAAGUUCCUGCAGCCCGCUGACUGGUUUGUGAAGAGGCUUGCUUAUACACGUAGUGUUGCAGCUAGUUCAAUGGUUGGGUACAUCGUUGGUCUUGGUGAUCGUCAUGCCAUGAAUAUUUUAAUCGAUCAAGCUACAGCAGAAGUUGUCCACAUAGAUCUUGGAGUUGCUUUUGAACAAGGAUUAAUGCUCAAGACUCCUGAAAGGGUUCCGUUCAGACUGACAAGAGACAUAAUUGAUGGAAUGGGUAUCACAGGAGUGGAAGGCGUUUUCAGGAGAUGUUGCGAAGAAACCCUGUCUGUGAUGCGAACAAAUAAAGAGGCGCUGCUAACUAUUGUCGAAGUUUUUAUACAUGAUCCUCUGUACAAAUGGGCCUUGUCCCCCUUAAAGGCUUUGCAAAGACAGAAGGAAACUGAAGAUUAUGAUGGCAUGAACUUGGAAGGGUUACAAGAGGAAUUCGAGGGAAACAAGGAUGCUACACGUGCCUUGAUGCGUGUCAAGCAGAAACUUGAUGGAUACGAGGGUGGUGAGAUGAGAAGUAUUCAUGGCCAGGCGCAGCAACUAAUACAAGAUGCAAUUGACACAGAUCGUUUGUCCCAUAUGUUCCCUGGCUGGGGAGCGUGGAUGUAACCGACCUUCUAUAUGCUCCAAUUUUUUGUCUGUGAAUAGAGAAAUCUUUAUGUA
Molecule: messenger RNA, 7666 nt
Organism: Arabidopsis arenosa
Lineage: Eukaryota; Viridiplantae; Streptophyta; Magnoliopsida; Brassicales; Brassicaceae
Source: the annotation of a GenBank genome assembly